AUGGAAGGGGUGGAAGGGAGGGAGUUGAAGGGACUUGAGGGAGGGAUAGUAGAUGGAUGGAUGUUUAUGAGAGAGAUAGUAUUUGUGUAUGAGAAUUGGAGGGAGGAAUUGAAGUAUAAUCUACUGGAGUAUAUGUUGAUCUGGUACGGAUGA
Molecule: messenger RNA, 153 nt
Organism: Sclerotinia sclerotiorum 1980 UF-70
Lineage: Eukaryota; Fungi; Ascomycota; Leotiomycetes; Helotiales; Sclerotiniaceae
Exons: 1
Coding region: 1-153 (50 amino acids)
Source: RefSeq, a predicted model, not a curated record